Molecule: messenger RNA, 3619 nt
Organism: Megachile rotundata (alfalfa leafcutting bee)
Lineage: Eukaryota; Metazoa; Arthropoda; Insecta; Hymenoptera; Megachilidae
Gene: Brd7-9
Product: Bromodomain containing 7/9
Biological process (GO): regulation of transcription by RNA polymerase II
Cellular component (GO): nucleus
Source: RefSeq, a predicted model, not a curated record
UGAGAUGAAAAAAAAAGGAAUCGAUAAAUUCGUGUUUAAACGAAUUCGUAAAUCGCGCCCUUUCGAAAGACGCGUCGCCAUAAUGCUGCAGCUGGCGAAUGAACGUUCGGGCGGGGGAAACGAAAGACGUACAUCCACCAUAACGGCUUGGACUUCUGUGACGUCUUCAAUGGCCGCCGCCGUAUUGUCUACACACGUAACGGAGCGCGGUACACUCACAAACCGCGUUCCGUGGUGGUUUACGACGUAGCGUUUACUGUUUAUCGUUAGAAUAUUCCACCAGGCUGUGGCCCGACGCGCGAACCAUGGGCUCGAAGAAGCAUAAAAAGCACAAGCGCGAAAGGCAAGAAGGAAUUUUGACUACGUUUUCACCACGGACAAACUGAGAGUGAGGUUGGAGUAGAAGUGAGGUGGAUUCAAAAGUAUAAACGAAGGUUCCACAGCAACAGGUGCGACGUGGAACAGAAGGCCACUAUACAAUCACGGAUAAACCCCGUACCUUGAAGUUAAUUUUAAAGGUGGGAGGUAGUAGUGGUACACCUGAAUACGGCAACGAAUCUCCGAGUCAAACAGCAAUGUUGUCUCAACAUUUAGGUGUUUACCAGCAACAGUUGGGUCUCAACUGCUCUGUGACACAGGAAUCUGAAUAUGAUAGGUAUAUGGGGCAUAAGAAACUUAAGAAGAAAAAGAAAAAGAAGGAUAAAAGGCACAAGCAUCAUCAUAAAGAUAAGAAAAGGCGAAGAGAAGAGUCCAGUCAAGAGUCGGUUGGAGAUGCGGAUGAAAGUUUAGCAGAAGUCCCCAAAAAGAUUCCUAAUCACCAGUUGUUACCUCCAAGACCCCCUUCUAGUGGAGAACACAGAAUUGGUGUUACUAGCCAUAUUAGCUCUCUUUCUCCACACCGUGAACCACGGACUUGCGUGCUUAGGAAAAUUGCCGAGCGUACACCUCUUCAACGAUUACUAGAACAUCUUCUUAGGUCAAUGGAAAAACGUGAUCCACAGCAGUUUUUUGCUUGGCCAGUCACAGAUAGCAUUGCGCCUGGCUACUCUCAAAUCAUUACUAAUCCCAUGGAUUUCAGUACCAUAAAACAAAAGAUUGACGACAACAAUUAUCAAAAUUUAAACGAAUUUAUAGAUGAUUUCAAAUUAAUGUGUGAUAAUGCUACUACUUAUAACCACCCGGAUACGAUUUAUUUCAAGGCAGCUAAAAAAUUGUUACACGUCGGCCUAAAAAUGGUUACACCCGAGAAGCUUCGACAGCUAAGACCUGUUUUAACUUAUAUGCAGGAUAUUUCGAAAGAGGAACUUGGAUUUGAAUUAGGCACAGAGGAUCCUAACAAUCCGGAUGUUCCGGUAACUGAAGAACAAAUAGAAAGGGAACGAGAACAGGAGGAGCGUAACGAGGAAGCCGAAGAACUUAGGAAGGAGAACCAGAGGAAAAUGAGAUUAGCAAAUUUAGGUAAAUUCGAAGCUAUUCCGGAUGAUCUGACUCCGGAGGAAAUUUUGAAACAAGCGCGGGGCGCUGCUAAGGCGGCAUCCGAAAAGUUAACGCUCAAAAGGUUGAACUCAAAAAUGGGUUUCCUUAGGCAAAAGAAAGAUGGAACUACUAGUUUGCAAAUAAUAGUGCCAGGUGACGGUGUAAUUCCAGGAACUAAUCAAAGACCAGUAUCGUUAGGUCAGCUAAUAGGUAAAUUGAGUCAUGGUACAGGGGCAUUAGCAGGAUUCCGCGAAGACAGAAGGAACAUGUCUAAACCAGUGAAACCAUUAUACUAUGGUGCCUUUGGCUCUUAUGCCCCAAGUUAUGACUCUACAUUUGCCAAUCUUACAAAAGAGGAAACUGAUUUGGUGUACCAAACGUAUGGAGAUGAAACGGCUGUACAAUACGCGGAAUCUAUUUUAGAUUUUGCUAAAGACUGUGAUUAUACGUUAACUAUGGUCGACGAUUUAUUGGAUAUCUUGACAGGGGGUGAUCACAGGAAAACCAAAAAGUUCCUUGAGGAAAAACGAAGGCUCAAAGAGGAAGAAGAGAAAAUAAAGCAUUUGUUAGAAAAACCUAUGCAAGAUGUGAAUCGAAAUAUCCCAUCUAUGGAAAAUGUCAAAGUUGACAUCGAUCAAUUGAAGACGCUUUCAGAGUUAGGAAUUGACGUGAAUUUCUUGGAGAAUCUAGAAGAAGACGUGAAGUUCAGCGAGGAACGAACAGCCCUGCAGAGUCGUUUGGACGAUACGUCUCAGAUGUUGAAUCGUUUGAAGCAAGUACAACACGAACGACUCUCAGCUCCACCGCCUGCACACUUAUCGAAUGUUCCUAAACCAUCAGAAAUUGAGGUGACGAUAGCUGAUAAAAUCACGGACAAUUUAACAGAAAUAGCGAAGAAACUUCCUCCUUCGGCUAUUGCGCCUGUAGAAGGUUUGCGAAAGGCUAUGGGUAUAGCACCUCUCGGUGGUCCAGAGCCUAUGGAAGUUGAACCCAUCACGCAUAAUCCGACUAUCGUCGCAGACAAUAACUUGUUGUCACAAGCCAGCAGUAAUCAAGUUCCAACGAAUCUGUUGCAAACUCCUACACCGAUUCCAAACGCUACUCUGCUCAGCCCAACUAGCCAACAAACUCAACCGAUCAGUAUCGUGAACGCGAAUCAAUCGCCUAUUCAGAUACAGAUUGGUAUGACUCACAGUCAGACACCGCCAUCUUUGCUCGGUACAACAGAAACAUCUGCGGUGCCUGAUCUGGAAACUGAACUUCGUGAGUUUUUAGAGAGCGAUCCUACAUUAGGACACUCUCCUCUUCACGAUGACAAGACUUUGGAGGACAUUUUAUCCGAGUCUUAGAGUGUACGAUUCAUUUUUCGUUUAUAUUAGGGAUGUUGCGGGUACCCGAGAUUACGGGCUCGGACUGGGUUCGGAAAGAUUUGAACGUGCUGAGUAAACCAAAAGUAUCAUGUUACGUUCAAAUUUUUCUAAUUUCGCAUAUUUCCAAAUCCUUACGGAGUAAGGAAGAUAAUUUCGUGCUGCUGAACCGAUCUCACCCAAAUUUUUCCAAACCCAAUUUAGAGCUCUAAUUUAUAUACCUCCCAUAGGUUGUACAUUUUUCUUACGUAUAAACAACAGUAGAUUUAAUGCCAGAAUGCGUAUAUUUAAGUGUAAGGACGUGUCUCUAAAACGUAUUGUCAGUAUGAACAGUAUACUGUGUUUUGUACGAAUAUUAUUUAUAAAGUUUACAUAGUGAAUUGUAUUACGGUAAACUUAAAAAACUGAUCGGGAUAUUGUUUAAUUUUAAUUGUUAAAGAGACUUUAAUGAAGGAUGCCCAAAGAUUAAUCAAGCGAAAGUUUAUUUUUUUUUUUAUGUUUUGCUCUCUUUCAAUUGUGGACCUUUUAAUGCACAAAAUAUUAGGGGCAAAGAAAUUGUAUCGGAAUCAGUUUAGAGUUUUUAUCAUUGCAGUGGCGUCAUUAAAUAUUUUCACACAUUAAAAUGUGACAUAAAGAUUGUAAAUAUUUAUAAAUUGUAUUUUUAAACAAAAUUUAUGGAAAAAAAUAUUCAAUUCAUGAUCAUUAUCAAACAUUGGUCAGUUAAUCAUUUUUUCUUACUUAAUCAUAAAAGACAGAAUACCGUGGAAUGAAAGAUA